GCGGCUGUCUAGCCUUUUCCUCUCUUUCCUGCCUGCUGGAGGCUGCAGGCGGCGAUUUUCCUGCCAUGUCGAAGUUGGCUCUGGAGGAGCUCUCUGCGAUCGCUGCUAUUUACUGUGGGCAGGGAGAAUGUGAAGUGCUGCACGUAUCAGGUCAUUUUCAUUGUCCCCAUUGUUCUCUAUGGGGAGAUGAAGAUGAGAGAGUAGCCAGCCAAGUAAGACCACCUGAGACGGAAGGAAUCUCAUUUAGGAUUCAGACCAGUGUGAAAGGACCUUUGGAGACAGAUGUAUUGUUGAAGCUGCUGUUUUCUUUACCGAUCAAUUACCCAUCAACCUUGCCGAAUAUCUCUGUCCACUCUGAGCAGCUUACAAGGACACAGUGUAUGGCAGUGAAAGAGAGAUUACUUGAAGAAGCGAAGAGACAUUUUUCACAACCCAUGGUACAUGAGCUGAUUCUCUGGAUACAACAGAAUCUGAAGUACAUUGUUGAGCAAGACGAAACUUCAGCCUGCAGUGGGAAAAGUACUCUAUCAACAAAAGCAACUACGGACAACGGUGUAUCGACUGUCCUUUUGCAUUUGGAUCACAUGAGAGCUAAAGGAAAAUAUGUCAAAACAGUGGAAAAAUGGUGUGCAGAUCUAAGGCUCACUGGAAGAGUGAUGUUCAUGGGCAAGAUGAUUUUUAUUCUUCUUCAAGGAGACAAGAGCAGCAUUAAGGAAUAUAUGGUUCUUCAGAAAACCAGCAAGGUAGAUGUGGAUUCGAGCGGGAAGAAGUGUAAAGAGAAAAUGAUUAGUGUACUCUUUGAAACAAAAGCAGACGACAGAAGGUUCCAGACAUUUGAAGUCAAAGAGUAUUCAACGCUGGAUGAGUUACAAAGUGAAUUUGAGGCUGUGGGACUGGCAGAACUGUUCACCGAGUUUGUGCUGCCUCAGUUAAAAUAAUUUUGAAGCAAAUGCAUACACCCGUGACUAAACUGUCAUCGAAUGUAUUGAAUGGUUGCUGAGAGAAGAUAAAAUGAAAGGUUUGGUGGCAAACAGCUCUAAAGCUUCACUGCUGCGAAAUGUCAGAAAAAGCCAUCUCCGUCGCAAGACACAAAAGAGAGCUCUCACAUUCUGAACAGCUGAUAGUUUUGACUGUGUGCACUGACAACUUUUGCUGGGAACUGCUGAGUUUGAACAGCUGAUAUUUAAGAAAUGUAGGUCAUAAGUGAAAGAUGAUGGGGAAAUCACUGUGUUCUUGUUGGAUUUGGAUUGAACUCUUAUCCCUAAUUGUCUUGUAAUUAAA
This is a messenger RNA of Gekko japonicus, 1281 nucleotides long. It is a transcript of the gene RWDD3, whose product is annotated as RWD domain containing 3. The record is from RefSeq and is a predicted model, not a curated record. Bases 66 to 938 code for a protein of 290 amino acids. The transcript has 5 exons. Gene Ontology annotation, biological process: positive regulation of protein sumoylation; positive regulation of hypoxia-inducible factor-1alpha signaling pathway. Lineage: Eukaryota; Metazoa; Chordata; Lepidosauria; Squamata; Gekkonidae. Gene Ontology annotation, molecular function: protein binding.